Molecule: messenger RNA, 609 nt
Organism: Pieris rapae (cabbage white)
Lineage: Eukaryota; Metazoa; Arthropoda; Insecta; Lepidoptera; Pieridae
Exons: 2
Coding region: 238-609 (123 amino acids)
Biological process (GO): negative regulation of double-strand break repair via homologous recombination; regulation of sister chromatid segregation; DNA repair
Cellular component (GO): nuclear speck; cytosol
Source: RefSeq, a predicted model, not a curated record
UCAAAAUUCUAAAAAACAAAAACAAUACAUAACCAAUAAGUGUAAUGGUAAAAAUGAAAUGUAAUUUGCUUGAGAAUCGAAAAUAUCAUUUAGUGGUUGGUAAUAUCUGUAAAGAAGUUGCAUUAGUGCUAAUUAAUUGUUACUGUAACCUUUAAGAUUGAUAUAUUUAUUGUAUGAUUAAAUUGUAAGAAAAAAUAUUUUUGGGUUAAAUUUUGAGUUAAAGUUUUGUUAUAAAAUAUGGCUAUGAACCCCACUAAGUUUUUCAUUAAAGAUCUUAUAAAUAAGCCUACACCUUUAGAGGUAUGGGUUCAAGGAACAAUUGAACAAGCGGUUGGGAAUGAUAUUAUAAUAUUGAUAAUUUCUGACUCUUCUGGACGUGCUAAAAUUGUGAAAUGUGAAACUGCUGAUGGUGUUAUUGAUAGAAGUUUAUUAAAAAAAGGUGUUUACUGUUGCAUAAUUGGUAUAGCUGUUAAAACUAAAGGACUACCAGAAAUCGAAGCAACAAAAUUUGUUGACCUGAGUUCUCAGCCACAUAUGAAAGCAGCUUGGUAUGAUGAAGUAAGAGAAGCAGAACUUCUUAUACAUGGAAAAAUAAAACCCAAUAUUUAA